AUGGGUCUCAAUGUAGGCAACUCACUGACGAGUCGGUUUUUGCACAUCGCGGUUCCAUGUAAGCUUUACAAGCACAAUGAGAAUGUCUGGCAUGCAUUGGCCAGUCGCAUCGGCCAUGCGUACUGGAAGCUUGCGCACGAGGGCUUCGAAUACAAUGGACAGACUUGGUAUGCAUGUUGCGUUGGCUUGACUGGAGACGCGCCGUAUCUUUCAAAGGCAGGCUGCCUGGAAAGAAAUUACGCCAGGGUGUCCAAGACCACAGGGGCGCGGGCGAAGGCUGGCAUAUGCUUUGAGUGCAUGGCGGGCAGCAGUGAUGGUACAACCGAGAUUCCUUUCGAAGACCUCAGCUUCAAACCCAAAUGGCGCGAGACCGAAAGCUGGGCACCGCUGCCGUGGAAGCGCGACCCUCCUUUCUUGACUGCGCUACAAGAUCUUCGCCCAGAGAUGCUGCAGUACGACUCUCAACUGAAAGAUGACAUUUGGCACAAUUUCCAUGGUGGAAUGGGAAAGUUGUUUGUUGCAAGCUGUGUGGCUGAGCUUUUGCCUGCCUUGCGCGAGCAAGGCAAAGUAGAUGAGAACCUGGAGGCUCUACACGAGCAUUACUGCGCGUGGUCACGCUCUCCUGCUGGUCUUCGCCUUCACUACAGCAAGUUUGACAAAGAUACCUUUGGGUUGGGUUCAAACAUGACCUGUCCGACAGGAGCUUGGAACAAGUUUGCUGACACGAGGGUGUUUUUAGCCUGGCUUGAAAGCUUCCUCGCCUCUGACAAAUUCGUGCCGUCGGCUAUCACAGAUGAGAUGGUGCGAGCAACAAAGGAGAUCAACCGCUGCUUUUCUCUCCUGUACAGGUCAGGUGUUUGGUUGACGAAAACAGAGGCCAGCACGGCUGGCAAUCAUGGAAUGCAGUUCUUGCAUUCAUACGCGAGACUUGCCCAUUACACGCUGCAGCAAUCCAGGAUUCGUUUCGCAAUGGUUCCGAAGGUGCAUUUUACGCACCACCCAAUGUUGGGCAUGCUUGAAUCGGCGGCCAAGAGAACUUGGACCGUCAACCCACUAACUUUUUCCGUUCAGCUAGACGAAGAUCUGGUAGGACAAGUUUCCCGCAGUUCGCGUAGAGUAGGGAGUGUCAAGCAAAUGGAGCGGACCAUAGGUCGCUGGAAGAUAGCUGCUUGGCUGGCCAUGGAAGGCCACUGA
This is a messenger RNA of Symbiodinium natans, 1194 nucleotides long. Lineage: Eukaryota; Dinophyceae; Suessiales; Symbiodiniaceae. The record is from the annotation of a GenBank genome assembly.